UCCAUCAACAAAAUGCAGGGUUGCCCCAUCUGCAACUCUCGUGUUCGUCUGAGCUGGGGCCGUUCUCAGAACAACUCUGGCCCUACAGGGCACCCCUUACAGGCCCGCACCUCCCCCGCCUGUCUAUCCCAACACGGGCUUGCCACCUAUCGGUCACAUCACCAGCUGCCCAGCAGCGGACACAGGUCCCAGAAGACCUCUUUGAAGCCCAAGAAGCCUCAGUACCGCUACACGACCACGACCAACAACACCAUGCCAUAUAUCAAGCGCGAAGAGACAGAUACCACACAGAACACUGCUUCCAAGACCACACAAAUCGUUGAGUUCAGAGAAGGGGAAACCAGAGAGCUUUACGAUAAAGAUAGAGAAGCAAGGACUCUUAUUUUCGUGGAACGUCAAGCAGGUGCGGAAAACUUGUUGAGCAUCCUGUUGAAGAAAGGACAUUGGGGUCUGGCAGCUGGUGCAGCGUUGGAAGACGACCGCUCAGCCCAUCAGGUUAUGGAUAAUGAGAGUGUGUGGUAUGGACUCACUGGGUUUCAAGAGAGCGUGCGAAGGUUGCGUUUUAGAUGCGGUCAGCAGCUGGAAGACGGCUGCACAGCAGAUCAUGGACAAUGUGGCCGUGGCCGUGGCAGCGGUGGUGGGCGGUAUUGUCUGCGCUCCGAGCUGUCGGGCACCAGCGCCGUAAGACGACAAAUAGUAGCGCUAACAAGCGAUGACUACAGAAGGAAGUGUGCUGUGGAUACACACAAUCUCAUAUCUUCGCCCAUCCCAAGUUCAGCAGCACGCACGGCGUCCCCUGUUCAGGCUGCUCAGACUACUGCUCCUCCCUAACCCUCGGCGUCAGCUCCCCUGCGCAAAAUAGGCAGCAAACGCAAGCGCUCCGAAGACGACACGCCCAUUUUAACCGCAAUCACGGCUGACAAAUCCGACACCGACACCGACGCCUCGAAAGGGCACCAGGCCACAACUACGCUCUUCAGUCUCCUCCUACAGCCUAGUUCGCUAGCUCCCGCUUUGCGUGGAGCAGCGUGUACAUGCUGUGCGACUAUGCGAACCUGGCGCGACAACGCCUGUUGGUCGGCAAGGGCUGGGACGUCACAAUAGAGAAGAACAAGGGCAAGAGGAUCGUUUAUAUGCGCUAGGAUUUGGAGACGGAUGAUAGGCAGGUGGAGCAAAGAAAGGAGA
Molecule: messenger RNA, 1185 nt
Organism: Aplosporella prunicola CBS 121167
Lineage: Eukaryota; Fungi; Ascomycota; Dothideomycetes; Botryosphaeriales; Aplosporellaceae
Exons: 5
Coding region: 13-831 (272 amino acids)
Source: RefSeq, a predicted model, not a curated record